Messenger RNA from Sphaeroforma arctica JP610, 1767 nucleotides. RefSeq lists its product as hypothetical. Bases 1 to 1767 code for a protein of 588 amino acids. The record is from RefSeq and is a predicted model, not a curated record. Gene Ontology annotation, molecular function: nucleic acid binding; RNA helicase activity; ATP binding. The transcript is spliced from 3 exons. Lineage: Eukaryota; Ichthyosporea; Ichthyophonida. Gene Ontology annotation, biological process: maturation of SSU-rRNA.
AUGCAGGAUUCGGGGACCGCGUUCAAUGCGCUUCGUCUGGGGGCACACUUUGCUAAGACAAAAGAGGCUCAACGAUUCGAUGCUAACAUUAAAGCUACUCGAUCUAGUUCUGAGAAACAAGAUGCCACUGCAAACGUUGUUACUGCAAAGACUUUGCCGUCCGCCUUAGAUUUCUUCGGUACUGCGGAAAAAGUUACAGAGACUAUAGCAACCAAGGAUGUAGCAGAAGUAUUGGAUAGUAGUGAGGGAUCGAGGGAAAAGAAAAAGGUCAAAAAGGCCAAGAAAGAAAAGAGCGAGAAGAAGUCAAAAAAGCGCGAUAAGAAGGAUAAAAAAGAUAAGAAGAGGAAACGUAGAGAUAGUACAGAUAACGCAGAGGCUGACCCCGCUAAGAUGACUAAAGAAGAGAGUUUAGCACGUUUGCGAAAGGAGUACAAGAUCAACGUAUCUGGCAGUAGUGACGUGCCAGUACCAUUUAGGACUUUUAGUUCGCUAACGGAUGUGUACAAGCUCAAUCCGGCCGUACAACGCAACUUAGUCACAUGCGGGUAUAGUGUACCGACCCCUAUACAGAUGCAAGCCAUCCCCACUAUGAUGGAAGGUCGCGAUCUAUUGGCAUGUGCACCUACGGGUUCUGGUAAGACUAUGGCAUUCCUGGUGCCGCUACUGCACGCCUUGAAGAGUCCCGGUAACGUCGGUUUCAGAGGUAUUGUGUUGUGCCCGACGAAAGAGUUGGGUAGGCAGAUUUAUAACGAGUGUGAAAGGCUAGCCAAAGGGCUGCGACUGAAGAUACACUACCUCACUAAGGCCACAGCCAGUGCCAAUAGUUUUGGACCGCAGACAAACCAGAAAUUUGACCUGUUGGUUAGUACACCCAUGAGAUUGGUGGGUAUGAUUCAGAAUUCUACUAUCAGGUUAAACAGUGUGGAGUGGCUGGUAAUGGACGAGGCGGACAAACUGUGGGAGAUGGGAUUCUUAGAACAGGUUGACGAAAUCAUAGCGGCAUGUGGAUCGAGUAAACUCAAACUCGCCUUGUUUAGUGCCACACUUCCCGCCAAGGUGGAGGAGAUGGCACGCACGAUUCUGCGCAAUCCGGUCAAGCUUAGGAUAGGGCCCACAAAUGCGGCUACAGAACUGAUCGACCAGCAGCUUCUAUUUGUGGGUCGUGAGGACGGCAAGUUACUGGCCAUCCGUCAGCUGAUACAGCAGGGACUUCAACCGCCGUGUCUAGUAUUUGUGCAAAGUGUAGAGCGAGCGAAAGAGCUCUUCAGAGAGCUCAUCUACGAUGGGAUCAACGUGGAUGUUAUCCACGCGGAACGCACGCAGUUACAGCGAGAGAACGUUAUCAAGAAAUUCCGUUUAGGCGAGAUAUGGGUGCUAAUUGCAACCAAUAUACUUGGGCGUGGUAUCGAUUUCAAAGGGGUGAAUCUCGUGGUGAACUACGAUUUCCCACAAUCGACUGCGGAUUAUAUCCAUCGCAUUGGACGAACUGGGCGUGCGGGCCGUCAGGGCAAAGCUGUGACGUUCUUCACCAAUGAUGAUCGGCCUAUGCUGCGUACGAUAGGUAAUGUGAUGUUAGAGAGCGGGUGCGAGGUACCGGAUUGGGUGAUGGAGAUUCCCAAGGCCAACAAGAAUCAACUGCGCCAACUGAGGGCAUUUCCCAUCAAGCGUAAAGGCAUAACGUCGAUGUCAGCGUAUGACAAAGAGAAAACUCGCAAUAAGCGAGACGCCAUUUCACAUUCAAAGGCGGUAAAGAAACAGAAAACGUAG